UGUGCGCAUCCUCUCGUGAGUCGCUUCGACGGUUUCUGCCCAUUCGUGAGUUCGAGCGCGUCCGAAGCUGCUCCGCUCUCGCGGCCUCCACGGCUCGACGCUUUGCCUGGGCCGCGUCUCGGUCGCGUCUCGGUCGCGCCUCGGUCGCGCCUCGGUCGCGCCUCGGUCGCAAGUUCACCCGCCUCGAAGACCCCUCCGCGGGACUUCGCCUGGACGACGUCGUCCUUUGCCUCGCCGGCGCUGUCAAAGCUGUCAGGUGCAGCAGAUCGACCUCCGGUGAUGACUUCUCCCCCCAUGGCGUGGACGCGCUGGUGACGAAGGCGAGGCUGCACGCGGCAGCUCCCGGUCUCGCUAAUAGCACCUCGGAUCUCUAACCACGAUGAGUCUGCAUUGGGAUAAGCUCUCCCCGGCGGAGUUCCAGCAGCUCCAGGACCUGGCGGCAUACUCGACCAGGAAGCUGCAGGACGUCUUGGCCGAAUUCUGCGCCGCCACCACGCCGGGAGGGGUGCCCAAGUAUCAGCCGGACGGGGAUAUCGACUACGACGGCUUCCGGAAAUUCUUGGACACUUACCUCGAGGUGGGAACUCCGGACGAGCUCUCGAGGCACCUCUUCCUCUCCUUCGUGAGGAAGGGACCCCGCGGCGUCGACGGGAAGGCGUUCAAGGAGAUGGCCGUGCUGUCGUCGACGACGGCCUGCGCCGCCAUCACCUCGCACACGACUUCCAGCAGCAACGUCAACAGCACGGGGCUUCUCGGGGGUGGUACUUCCGAAAGUCACGGAGGAAGCUCCCUGGCCGACAAGAUCCACGGCCUGACGGAAAAGCUGCAAGCUCUGGGCCAUCACCGAACCGACAGCGAGGCUUCGGGGCGCGCCAGAACAGGGAGCGUGCAUCCCAUGCUGACGGUGACCCAUACGUCGUACAGUUGCCACGACGUCCUGGAGAAGAAGAGCACCGACAGCAGUCCCAGCCACAGCCAAAUGUCGCGGAACUCCUCCAGGAAGUCCAACAAUUCCCUGCUCAUCAACAACGGGAAAUUGGAAGAGAUGCGACACCUGGUCCGGAAGCAGAGCACGAUAGACGUCCAUUCCGUCAAAGUUAGCCUGAAGGACAUCGUCUGCUACUUGUCCCUCCUGGAGGCCGGAAGACCCGAGGACAAGUUGGAGUUCAUGUUCCGGCUGUACGACACGGAUGGCAACGGAGUCCUGGACACGAAUGAGAUGGACUGCAUCGUUAACCAGAUGAUGAACGUGGCGGAGUACCUCGGCUGGGACGUCACCGAACUGAAACCGAUCCUCCAGGACAUGAUGAUAGAGAUCGACUACGACGCCGAUGGCACGGUGUCCUUGGAAGAAUGGAAAAGAGGAGGCUUGACCACGAUCCCCUUGCUGGUGCUCCUUGGACUGGACUCGCACGUCAAGGAGGACGGAAAUCAUCUCUGGAGGUUGAAGCACUUCAGCAAGCCUGCCUACUGCAACCUCUGUCUCAACAUGCUCGUGGGCUUGGGAAAGAAGGGUCUCUGUUGUGUCUUUUGCAAGUAUACCGUCCACGAGAGGUGCGUUCAACGUGCCCCAGCUUCGUGCAUAGCGACAUACGUGAAGAGCAAAAAAACCUCGCAAACGAUGGCGCACCAUUGGGUGGAGGGGAAUUGUCACGGGAAAUGCUCCAAAUGCAGAAAGACAAUCAAGAGUUACAACGGUAUCACGGGGUUGCACUGUCGGUGGUGCCAGUUGACGCUGCACAACAGGUGCGUCUCCCAGGUAAGGGCGGAGUGCAGCCUCGGGGAACACGCGGUGCACAUCCUGCCUCCGACGGCGAUUUGUCCCGUCGUGCUGGACAGACAGAGGUCCCUGUCGAGAGACAGCAAGAGGGGCAGCAAACACGGCCCCGAUAGCUCGUCGAUUGGCUCCAUCGACCGCCUUGCCUGUCCCGAUCAGCCUGGUCAGGCGGACGCCUUAUCGCCGCGACAGAGUACUCAUUUCUCGGCAAGUUCUUCGUCGAACCAGCAGCCCGCCAUGUCCUUCCAAAUCACGCCCCCGUCGGGGACCACGCCGCUCCUGGUCUUCAUCAAUCCGAAAUCCGGUGGGAGGCAGGGAGAGAGGAUGCUCAGAAAAUUUCAGUACAUCCUGAAUCCGCGGCAGGUCCACAAUCUGGCGAUCGGCGGCCCCAUGCAGGGUCUUCAGAUGUUCAAAGACGUGGAGAACUUCAAGGUGAUCUGUUGCGGAGGCGACGGCACCGUGGGCUGGGUCCUAGAGACGAUGGAUCGGGUCCAGUUCGAGCAUCAACCUGCCGUUGGAGUGAUUCCUCUUGGAACGGGGAACGACCUGGCCAGGUGUCUUCGCUGGGGUGGAGGGUACGAGGGAGAGGCCGUUCAUAAAGUCCUCAAGAAAAUAGAGAAAGCCGCGCCGGUCAUGAUGGACCGAUGGCAGAUCGACGUGAUCGACCAUCAGGACGAGAAGAAGCCCAACCAGGACACCAUCCCUUACAAUAUCAUUAACAAUUAUUUCUCGGUCGGGGUCGACGCGGCCAUCUGCGUCAAGUUCCACAUGGAGAGGGAAAAGAACCCAGAAAAAUUCAACAGCAGGAUGAAAAACAAACUCUGGUACUUCGAGUAUGCGACAACCGAGCAGUUCGCGGCGAGCUGCAAGAACCUUCACGAAGAUCUCGAAAUUGUCUGCGAUGGCACUCCUCUGGAUCUGGCGCACGGUCCCUCGCUUCAAGGAGUCGCGUUGUUAAACAUUCCUUUCACCCACGGAGGAUCCAACCUGUGGGGAGAACAUCACACGAAGCACCGACUGGGCAAGUGGAAGAAGCGACCGGACAAGGAACUCAGCACCAGCAGCUUCAACUCUAUGGACCUGACGGACGCCAUUCAGGACAUAGGAGACAAUCUCAUCGAGGUGAUAGGCCUCGAGAACUGCCUUCACAUGGGCCAAGUGAAGACCGGCCUGCGAGAUUCGGGCAGACGACUGGCGCAGUGCAGCAGCGUCACCAUCACCACCACCAAGAGAUUUCCCAUGCAAAUCGACGGGGAGCCCUGGAUGCAGGGACCCUGUACCAUCCAUAUAACGCACAAGAAUCAAGUGCCGAUGCUGAUGGCACCUCCACCCGACAAGAGCAGGGGCUUCUUCCGAUUUCUGAGGAGGUGAAUCUUCCCAACGAGACGCCGGAAGGAACGGCCCUCCUCCCGUCUCUCCGUCUAGUCCUAGCCAUCGUCCCGUUGGUCUCUCUCGUAUUUCUUUAUUCGUUUAAGCUUCACCGGUGGAACUUAGAAGCGCAACGUGGGCCCCGUGUACGCGCGUCCAUCUCGCGCGCACUCGGCUCGUCUCCGUUUCGGCGAGUGCCCGCCUUGCGUUGCUUCGGUAUAUCUUCGUGUACAGUAUUUCGAGGAGAGGCCCCAACUUUGGAGAACCCCGGACUCGAGCGGACCGGCCGCACCUGCAAAGUCGUGGCCACUUCUUCAAAGGGUUAACUCAGCCGUAGCUUUAACGUCGACGUGAUAUUAUCGGUAGGUCCGCGAAAUCGAACGCAUCGCUCGGUCGGUGAGGCGGGGUGCUCCUUCGGCAGGGUUGCACGUUUCGCGGUAGCGCAGCUAUAACGCGAAGUGACCAAAGUCGCGAUCGCGUAUCACCGCCGAGGUCGAGAAGACCAAAGGCCAUUUUGUACGGACGCGCUUAGCCACGGAGGAAUGGCGAUCGAUUAACCGGCAAACCCGUUGACUCACCGAUCGACCGACCAGUUAUUUAUUUAUUUUAACUUAUUUAGAUUAGGUGACCCUCCAUCGAGAUCGGAGCAAUACACCGUAAGCAUAUCAACGGGAGAGGCGAUUCGCCGAUCGCCGGUUGCGCGCGUCUUCCGGGUCUCGAGAACUCGAAGAGAUCCUCGGAGGGCGUCGCCCUCUCCUCCCCCCUGAAACCCGGUAUCCGAAAUAUCGAAAUAUUCGUUACGGUCCGUCCGCUCGCGGGAGCGCAGUUCAUUCGGCGAAGUCGUCGGUAGGAAAGGAAAACGUUCUUCCGGAUCUCGAAUCGAAGCGUAUGGAGAAGCGCGCGGUAAAUAGGCAGGCCAUGCGGACGGAUCCUGGGUCGACCCGGACGCGCGAUCCCCUUGCCCUCCCACGGGGAGCAUCGCGCGUUCGCGAUCCAGGAUCCGAACGGCUCCUUUUCGUCGAUUGCCAACGAGGAGUUUAGCUUUUUAUAACGACUCUCUUGCGAAGUCUUCCCGUCGCAAAUUGCGGGAAGACCGGUCGAUUUUGCAAUUUCCCCCGAAUUCGGUAGGAAGGCGACACCGUCCCCCUCGCUUCUUCUCCGUUAGUCGGAUCGCUUAGACGUAAGAGUGACGUAGCUCAUAAAUUAGGCGAGUCAAGGAAUAUUACGCUUAACGGAAGAGAUUACCUGUCAUUUUAGGUCGAGCCGAGGGACUGUCCGAGACUCCCUGGAGGAAAUCGCGCACUUUUGCGAUCGCGCGUCGAACCCCGAGGAAAUUUGUAAGAAAUAAGCGGACUGGCGCAGUGUCUCGAUGUGCUUCUCGUUUCAGCGCUAUCGUAACGGAAAUAAUCAAGCGGAUUAGCCACUCCUACGUGGAAAGUGCGAAGACCAAGAGCAUUCGACGGAAUUUUCGACCCGGAUGAAAGACCAUUUAUAAUACGUAACGUCAGCCUCGGCGAGCUUCUCGGAACGCGUCGUCGAUUCGUUGCACCCGAAAAGAAUGCCUGCAUUUCGCCGGGUAGACUCCGCUCCGACGGACUCGAGGGAAAAUGAAAUUUCUCGCCCCUCGCGGAAUGGUCCCGGCCCUCGGCUCAGUCGUCGAGGAUUGUCUCGAGGGAUUCCGGGCGGAGCCUUUUAGCGGUGAAAUUGCCCGACUAGCGGAACUUACUGCCACCUUUUUGGGUCUACGUACGUUUGAGCACUACUGCCAUUUUCCAGGAGUUUAGGCAUAUACGACGCGGAUACACGAGACCUGUCCAUAGUGUAAAGGAUGAAACAAUAAAAUGUAAAUUUAU
Orussus abietinus is the source of this 4998-nucleotide messenger RNA. It is a transcript of the gene Dgk, whose product is annotated as diacylglycerol kinase 1. Bases 380 to 3148 code for a protein of 922 amino acids. The transcript is spliced from 18 exons. Gene Ontology annotation, biological process: lipid phosphorylation; diacylglycerol metabolic process; intracellular signal transduction. Gene Ontology annotation, cellular component: plasma membrane. NCBI's taxonomy places the organism in Eukaryota, Metazoa, Arthropoda, Insecta, Hymenoptera, Orussidae. The record is from RefSeq and is a predicted model, not a curated record. Gene Ontology annotation, molecular function: ATP-dependent diacylglycerol kinase activity; calcium ion binding.